GUAUUUAAUAAACAAACAGCAAACUGAUCUCUAUUCUAUCUCAUGCACUCAGGCGCAACUUUUCCAGAUUUAGAAAAAAAACAACAACCAAAAAAAAAAGUCUCUAUACCUUCACUCCCAGAGUAAGCUCAGUCUCUGGUACCAAGCUCCGUGGGGUGAGUUUUCUUCUAGAAGAGUCCAAGGGGAUAGGUAAGGAGUGGGAGGCAGGGAGUCCAGUUCACGGAUGGAGAUUCCGGGAUGAAAAGUGAAGGGAGAGGGACGGGGCCCAUGCGGAGGGUUUCUUCCUGGUUUCUCAGACAGCUCCUGGGCCAAGACUCAGGGAGACAGUGAGACAGAGCGCUUGGCACAAGAGGAGCGGGGUCAGGGCGAAGUCCCAGGGCCCCAGGUGUGGCUCUCAGGGUCUCAGGCCCCGAAGGCGGUGUAUGGAUUGGGGAGUCCCAGCGUUGGGGAUUCCCCAUCUCCGCAGUUUCUCUUCUUCUCACAACCUGCAUCGUGUCCUUCUUCCGGAAUAGUCACGACGCGGACCCCGUUCUCACUCCCAUUGGGUGUCGGGUUUCUAGAGACGCCAAUCAGCGUCGCCGCAGUCCCGGUUCUAAAGUCUCCACUCACCACCAGGACUCAGAUUCUCCGCAGACGCCUAGGAUGGCGGUCAUGGCGCCCCGAACCCUCCUCCUGGUGCUCUCAGGGGUCCUGGCCCUGACCCAGACCCGGGCGGGCUCUCACUCCAUGAGGUAUUUCUACACCUCCGUGUCCCGGCCCGGCCGCGGGCAGCCCCGCUUCAUCGCCGUGGGCUACGUGGACGACACGCAGUUCGUGCGGUUCGACAGCGACGCCGUGGGCUACGUGGACGACACGCAGUUCGUGCGGUUCGACA
Molecule: messenger RNA, 874 nt
Organism: Chlorocebus sabaeus (green monkey)
Lineage: Eukaryota; Metazoa; Chordata; Mammalia; Primates; Cercopithecidae
Source: RefSeq, a predicted model, not a curated record